AGGAACUUGAGUACGACUACAGGGCAGCAUGUCUAAUAUUGCUAAGGUUCUUUCUAGGAGGCUGGAUAGAGGAGAAGGACUGGGAACAAAUGAGAAGGCGAUUCCCUACAACAAGCAAGACUACCAGACCCUGAAGCAGGAGUGUCUGGCGAAAAACACCCUGUUCUGUGACCCGACCUUCCCUGCUGAUUCAGGCUCUCUGGGAUACAACGAACUCGGACCGCAGUCCCCUAAGGGCGCAGGAGUGCAAUGGAAGAGACCUAAGGAGCUGUGCUCAAACCCUCAGUUCAUUGUGGAUGGAGCCACACGGACAGACAUCUGCCAAGGAGCUUUAGGUGAUUGUUGGUUGAUGGCGGCUAUUGCAUCUUUGACUAUGGAAACUGAGUUUCUGAAACGUGUAGUUCCACAUGGACAGAGUUUUACAGAGAACUAUGCCGGCAUCUUUCACUUUCAGCUCUGGCAGUGUGGUGAAUGGGUGGAUGUUGUCAUUGACGACCGGCUGCCCACCAAAAAUGGGAGACUGCUGUUUGUUCAUUCAGCUGAGGGCUCUGAGUUCUGGAGCGCCCUGUUGGAAAAGGCCUAUGCAAAGGUAAAUGGCUCAUAUGAAGCUCUGACAGGAGGCCUGACCAAUGAGGGUUUUGAGGAUUUCACUGGAGGCAUCGCUGAAACCUAUGAUCUGAAAAAAGAUUCCUCACACCUGUUUAAGCUCAUGCAGAAAGCACUGACUCAAAGAUCAUUAAUGGGCUGCUUCAUUUCUGCAAGUUCGCAGGAGAUGGAGUCGAAAACGAAUCUGAAGCUGGUGAAGCUUCAUGCCUACUCCGUCACAGGCGCAAAGGAGGUUCAUUCCAACGGCCGUCUGGUUCAGCUGGUGCGUAUCAGGAACCCGUGGGGUCAGGUGGAGUGGACGGGCCCUUGGAGUGACAAUUCCAAAGAGUGGAACAGUGUCCAACCGGAGGAGAAAGCUAAAUUGGUUUAUUCAGCUGAAGAUGGGGAGUUCUGGAUGGCGUUUUCAGACUUCAUACAGCACUUCUCCGUUUUGGAGAUCUGUAAUCAGACUCCAGAAGCUCUUUCAAGUGACACUGCAAGCUGCUGGAAAUACAACCAGUUUCAAGGUGACUGGAGGGUGGGAUCCACCGCAGGGGGUUGUAGGAACAAUCCAGAUUCAUUCUGCUCAAACCCUCGGUUUGUGUUCAAGCUGGAUGAAGAAGAUGAUGAUCCUUAUGAUGGAAAAGAUGGCUGCACAGUCCUAGUGGGUCUGAUGCAGAAAGAUUUUCGCAAAGUCAGACGUUUUGGAAAAACCCCGAACACCAUUGGCUUCGGUAUCUAUAAGGUUCCAGAUCAGUUCAGGGGUCGCAAUAACAUUAAUCUCGGUCCUGAUGUCCUGCUGCGUCUGCAGCCCAUUGCUGGGUGCAAAAGUUUCAGCAGCACGCGAGAGGUGAGCGAGCGCUUCAAACUGCCUACAGGUGAAUACAUCAUCAUCCCCUCCACCUUUGAGCCUAAUCGCAAUGGAAGCUUCGUACUGCGUGUGUUCACAGAGAAAGAGGUUGCUGCCAGCCUGAUGAAUUCAGAGAUUAAUGCAGAUGUGAAAAAGCAAUACAUAUGUGAGAGUGAUUUGAAACCAGAGUUCAAAGAAUUUUUCAACCAGAUUGCCGGAAACGACUCAGAGGUGUCUGUGUUUGAACUAAAGCAGGUCCUAGACGUUGCUUUGUCAAAACGCACUGAUGUGAAGAUGGAUGGAUUUAGUAUGGAAACCUGUCGCCACAUUAUCAGCCUGCUAGAUAAAGAUGGCAGCGGCAAACUUGGCCUUGUGGAGUUUCACAUACUGUGGAUAAAGAUCCAGAAAUAUUUGGAGGCUUUUAAGAAGCAUGAUAAAGACAACUCAGGCACUAUGAGUUCCUAUGAGAUGAGAGAUGCUGUGAACGAAGCAGGGUUCCAGCUGAACAAUGAGGUACUUCAGGUGGUAAUCUCACGUUAUGCCAACCAGCAGUACGCCGUUGACUUUGAUUCCUUUGUUGGCUGUCUGAUUCACCUGGAAUUGCUGUUCAAAAUGUUUAAAACAUUUGAUAAGAAGGACACUGGGAAAAUCGAGCUGGAUAUCCUGCAGUGGCUCUGCUUGGCCCUCAGUUAAAAAUCCAUUCACCAUUACUGCAUCAGAAAUCAAUUCAGCUCCUGAAAUUGAACUGAAGAGGAUGCAGCAGACCUGAAAUACCCAAGAGUAAAACCAACCAAAGAUGGGUAUUAUAUAAACUUGGAAUUGCUUUAAAAAUGUUGUUUGUCUACGGUGCUUCUACUGAAGAAUUGGCUAUAAUAAAGAUGACUAAAUCACUUGCAUGUGUAAUAAAUCUCCACUGCAUGCAAGUUUACUGAACCCAAGUGCAGAACCCAAAAUAUAAACUCACCAACAGCAGUUAGUGAACAAAGCUAAACAAAGACAAUCAUAUUCUUUUGUUUUAUGGUGAGACACAGAUCAACUUUAAAGGUGGAUAUAGCGCCACCCACUAUAUUGGAGUGGAAAAUGUUUUUCACAAUUGCUAGGACAUAUUUCUCAAUACUUUUUCACUUGUCAAUUUUUCAAAACUCUUCACACAGCAAGCAAAACGUCAGUCUACUGCUUCAUUUUAAAAGACAUGUGAGGCAUUUUGCAUUUUGUGUGCAAUUUUUAGAUUUUUGUGUAGAGCUUUGAAAAAAAAAGAGUGUUUAAGCAGUUGAAACAAACUGUAGAUUUUCUACCGUUUGCGCUACAUUUUCUUUGCAUUUACAAACCUCAUAUUUAUCACUUUAUUCAUAUGAAAAGAUGUAUUAUUUGUGUGUUGUGUGUUCUAACUGAAGGAUCUAAGAAUCCUCAAAUGCAACACUUUCUUUCAUUUAUAUUCAUUUAUUCUUCAUUCAUUCAUCAUUUAAUAUUUUUAAUUGAAUAAUCAUUUAUAACGAUAAUUUUAACCAUUUAUAUACUCAUUUCAUUGAUUCAUUAAUUGAUUAGUCAUUUAUAUUAUAUAACUUUUUCCAUUGUUGUUUAAUCUUGUAAACGUGUUUCAAAGGCUGUUUGUCUUCAUGAAUAAGAAAAACGAGGGAAUGGAAAUUUAUGUGAUGUUGUUGUGGAGCAGUUUGGUAUAAUACGACUUGUUGGAUUUGUGUUUGUAAGAUGCAGUCUGAGCAUUGAAACAUAUGCAACUAAGA
This is a messenger RNA of Carassius gibelio (silver crucian carp), 3177 nucleotides long. Its product is annotated as calpain-2 catalytic subunit. The record is from RefSeq and is a predicted model, not a curated record. NCBI's taxonomy places the organism in Eukaryota, Metazoa, Chordata, Actinopteri, Cypriniformes, Cyprinidae. Gene Ontology annotation, cellular component: cytoplasm. Gene Ontology annotation, biological process: proteolysis. The coding region runs from base 29 to 2128 and encodes 699 amino acids. The transcript is spliced from 21 exons. Gene Ontology annotation, molecular function: calcium-dependent cysteine-type endopeptidase activity; calcium ion binding.